AAUAAACACAUCUAUUAAACUGUAUAUUUUAUAUUGGACGUACUUUUAUUUAAACGACCCCAGAAACAAUACUUCAAGCAAGAGGAACACAAAAGUUUAGACAUAAAAACACUACUCGGAAUACAAGCCAUGAAUUGCCUCUAUCUGGAAUAUGGUGGCACCAAAGGCACAAAAAGGUCUAUGUUUAAUAAUAAAAAUGAUAAAUUGAUCACACUCGACAGAUUCGCAGAAUCCUCCGAGAAUUCUCUCUACACAAAGGUCUUUGGCAGCCACGGCGUUUUGGUCGAAACUCCAAAAUCGAGUCCCAAGGAGAGAUUUUUUCCCGAGAAUAGGAGAUCCAGUUCCUUGGGGCAAAGGGCCUGGAAAAGGGGCGAAAAUAAACUCCUUUCGGGAAUGAAUUAUUUCACACCCAAAAAGCAAUCUGAUAAUUCCCGAAAGAGUCUCGCAUUGAAAGGGAAAUCUUCUGAAACAUAUAAGCCCGUCUGGUUCGGCACAAGCGAGAACUACAUGUUCAACAGAAAUAAAGAAUUAGCCAGUCAAUCCGGAGACUCCUGUUCCCAGAAAUCCCUUUUCCAAAGGGUCUUUGCCAGCUUUACCUCUGUGGAUGCAAUUCCAGGACGAAUUUCCAAGUCCUCAAGCGAGAGCAGAAGUCCAGGCAGUGGGACAUCGAAAAGUGGUCUUCAAUCGGAAGAACUCAGCGGAGGGAAGUAUCUUUCAUGCACACAACAAACUUUUAGCUUAGACAAGAGUCGCCAAAUCAAAGAAGAGGGUUCUCAAUCUGGUAUAUCUCUCAUGUUUGAUAAGCUGGAGAGUCUCCAGUCCGGAGAAUGUUGGCCAUACAGAAAGGAAUCCUUUCAAUCGGGAAUUUCGAGGCCAUCCGAAGAACCCACUUCUGCAACUGCAACAUGUUUAAAAUGCAAAUAUCAGCUAGAAACAUUUUUAUACGGAGUAUCUGACAUAGUUAAAGAACCAGUUUCUCACACCAGAAAUAGUAAUAGUAAGGAUGAGGAAUCUUAUCAAUCUGAUAGGCAUAGCCUUUUCGAUUGCCUUACUUCUCAGUCAGAAAAGAGUGGUUUUUGCAACGAAGACUCUUUUCAGUCCGGAAAGUUAUCUUUGGAGCACCACUAUCUAAAAAUAAAAUCUUUUCUACCUGGAAAAUCAAGCAAAAUUUGUUCAUCCGGUACGGAGUUUUCUCAAUUUGAAAAAUCGCCUUCUCAAGCUGGAAAGUUUCGCUCAUCUAGUUGGAAAUCGUAUAAGUCUAAAAUAUCCUGGCCAUCCACCAAAAUACUUCAAACUCCUUUAUCUGGGAAUCCUCUCCUAACCAAAGAUUCAACUUGCAACAAGUCCGGAAUAGGUCACUCAUCCAUAAUAUGUCGAGACAACAGUGAAGGUCAGGACCUUCAACCCAAGAACUUUAGCUCAACCACAGAGUCAAAAUCUGUGUCGAAAAAGGAUAAAUUUAAAGAGAGGACCUCGAGGAAAAGCGACUCGGAAAAAUCGCGCGUCAAGUCUCUAAAUGCUUUCUACUCGGAGAGCGAGGACAACAUGGAUCUGAAGGAUGUCCUGAACGAGUCUGAGGAUACGCGAUUCUAUCGCCGAAUGGUCGGGGAAUACUCCUCCGUCGAGGCCUUUCUCAAGGACUUCACCAAACGUAAAGCCAUCGAGUUGAGAGAGCGACGUAAUAAAAAAUUUCCCGACGUGGCCAACAAGUGGUAGAUGGGAAAAUAAGUAUCCCCAUUAUCGUUUGACAUUUUGUCGCAAUUAAUAAAGUUUGUCGCUUCGAAUAGCGAUGGACAACAUCGCACAGAGCCAAAAAAAAUUCAAGUAACAAGGGUUGGAUUUGGUAUCGACUAAGGACAUACCCACUUCUCUGAUUCUGUGAAAGACACAUCCACAUUUUUUUGUAACUUAAUAAAUUUAUAAUUUGCUAUCUGGAAA
Messenger RNA from Drosophila rhopaloa, 1938 nucleotides. RefSeq lists its product as uncharacterized. NCBI's taxonomy places the organism in Eukaryota, Metazoa, Arthropoda, Insecta, Diptera, Drosophilidae. Bases 130 to 1716 code for a protein of 528 amino acids. The transcript has 2 exons. The record is from RefSeq and is a predicted model, not a curated record.